AUGUUACGAAUUUUAAAUGAAAGUGAAAAAUCUGCUCUCAAACAGACAUCUGAAGGAUCCAUGAAUGGCAUAAUCUUUAGUGUCAAGAUAAGUAAAAAAUGUGAAGAUAAUUUAUCUGACGACGCUACUUUACAUACCACUGGUGAAUCUGGAAAUUUACAACUUUUGUUACUAAAAUCUUUAAAAUUGCUUAUACCCAAGUAUAAAGAGCUUUGCACUACAGUUGAUGAGAAUCUACACUUUGUACAUUUAGAUGAAGUGAAAACUACAGAUGUUGUGAAAAUUAUAAAUUAUAGUCGAAGGAAAUUCGAUAUAAAUGAAGGUUUAAGUGGUCCUUCUUCUUCCUUAAUAAAUUCAAUCUAUUAUCAUAGUAACUUCCAACCUGGCAGUGGUAAACCUUAUGGAAAAUUACCUUGUUGA
Molecule: messenger RNA, 420 nt
Organism: Vanderwaltozyma polyspora DSM 70294
Lineage: Eukaryota; Fungi; Ascomycota; Saccharomycetes; Saccharomycetales; Saccharomycetaceae
Exons: 1
Coding region: 1-420 (139 amino acids)
Source: RefSeq, a predicted model, not a curated record